GAUAGUCGUUACUGGGUUGCAGAGCUCCAUAUGAGUUAUUUUCGGUAAACCACAUAAAGUCGUUUAAACAAAGUAGUGGUAGGAGAAUGGUCUUUUCCCAUAAGCUCGUUGACUGAUGAGUUGUAUUUGUUUUGUCCACUAACAUGAGUCUGGCACCACAGAGCGGAUAUUUGUGCGCAUCACAGCACAGCUCCGUUACUGCAUUGGAUGAAUCGUUGACCAGGUUGAAUAUGAACAGCAGUGCAAGUUCAGGAGAAUCCUUACAGGAAGCCGAUUCAAUAAUAAUCUCACAUAAAGACGAUGAUGAGAAGAAUUACAGCACGAUGACACCUGCAGAGAAACUUUCAGUUUGUGAGAAACGGGUGCAGUCUUUAGCUGAUAGCGAAAAGUAUGAUGCUUGUAUUCAAGAGCUGGUGCGAUGUCUGGCACUGAGCAGAUUGGUUUAUGGAAAUGGGCAUUUUGCAGUGGCCCAAUCACAGUCCAGACUGGCUAAAGCCCACUUGCAGUACAAAGGAUGGGCACAUCAGGCACAAGAACAUGCAUCACAAGCACUUGAUAUACUCAGUUCCAGCCAACAGGGGGAGAGAGUGAGCUACCUCAACUGCUGCCUUAGUAUUCAUCUAACACUAGCAAGUGCCACUCUACUUUUAGGAAAUCUGGCAGAGGCUGAGUCAAGCUUUCAAAAGGCUGAAAUAAUCCUGGGAGACAUUGUGACACAUGAAGCCAUGGAAAAGAAGGAAAGAGUGGAUAUUGAAUAUGAGAUAUCUACAAAUUUAGCAAGAGUGUACCAGCGCCAGGGAAGAACUGACAUGGCCCUAAGUCAAUGUGAAAAAACCCUCGAGUUGAUGCAAGAGGGAGGUCAGCCAAGUCAGAUCUGCUUUACUUACAGGAACAUGGCAGCCAUUGAACAAACACAGGGACACCUGGAUAGAGCUAUUGAACGUCUUCAACAGGCUCAUUCCAUUGCUCUUAGUCAGAGUCCUGGGGGAUUAGAAGGGGCUCACAUCGCACACAGCUUGGCACUUGCAUACUCCUCCACUACAGAGCCUCAUCAUAAUGAUUCAGCAGCACAGUUUUUUGAGGACUGUAUAAGUACAUACAGGAGUACAGUAGGCCCACAGGACAAACUCACCUUAUCGGCCCAAGAUGACUACAGUCACUUCCUCUUACUAACAGGACAACAUGAGAGAAGUGCUCAGAUCCAAAGAGAGUCUUUAGCUCUAAAAAAGAGCACUUUUGGUGAGCUGAGUGCAGAGGUGGCCGAAGCGCUGCAGCUGAUUGGUGGAGUGGAGAUGACACAGGGUCAGAUGAGACACGCCCACAAAACCCUCAAGAAGUGUCUGGAUAUUCAGAAUAUGCUGUUUGGUCCUCAGCAUAAGAAAACCAAAGCCACACAAAAAACUGUGGAGAUGUUGUUUCAGUCACCAGAAGUUUGUGGAAGCCACAGGGAGAAAAGUCAGCUUGAAACAAGACCUCCUUUUUGUGCAGUGGUAUCAUCUCCAACCGAGUUAAAAUCUAGUAUCUCGAACACAUAAGAGCAUGAAUUUGACUAGGACUGUCAGGAAUGUUGUUUUACAGGAGGAGAUCUGUAGAUUGGUAAAAAGAAGGCAAUAUUUCUAGAACAGCAGACAAACUGAACUGCGAGUUUAAUCCCUUAAGUGGUUGGCAAGGUGACUUACCCUUCACAAACUGAGAACAGUCCAACAGUGAGCUCAUACACUCUAAACACACCAACGUAAUACUGUUAGAAAGGAGUUUUAUUAUUCUU
This is a messenger RNA of Paramisgurnus dabryanus, 1768 nucleotides long. The record is from RefSeq and is a predicted model, not a curated record. Lineage: Eukaryota; Metazoa; Chordata; Actinopteri; Cypriniformes; Cobitidae.